UCCUUUUCCCCUCCCUCGCCUCUCCCGCUCGACAACUCAGCCGUCUGCUCCUCGCACCUUCCUUCCACAGCCAUACCACUCUUCAUUCAUCCUCCAUAUAAAUUCCCUUUCUCUGCCGAUCUUCCCUCUGAAGGGAGACGAGAGAGAGCAAGAGCGAGCGGGGAAGAAGAGAACUGGGGAAAGACAUGGAAGUGGUGAUGCCGGUUCAAGAGUUCCACUUCGAAAGCGCGACGACUACGCCGUACAUGAGCGCGCCGUCGAGCCCAAAACACUUCGGCGUAGAUCCCAUGGAAUUCUACUACCCCUACGCCGGCGCCCCAACUAGCCCCACCGCCGCCGAAGUUGAAGACGAAUUUGCCUUCGACUUCAGCGGCCAUCUCGAGAAGAACGCGCAGCCGCCGGCGUUAACAUCAGCCGACGAAUUAUUCGACCAAGGCAAAAUCCGACCCCUCAGACCCCCUCCCCGUCUAUGCUCCCCUCCACAUGACCCCUUCGCCGCAACCGUAAACAGAGGAAGAAAUAGUACUCCCUACUCUGCCUUUUCGCCCUCCAUUUCCCGUUCCCAAAGCCCAAAAAAAUCGAGAUCUUUAUCUCCUCUUAGAGCUGGAAAAGGAAGUACGGAUCACUUCCAAACUCCAGUCUCCUCUCACCCUCCUCCAAUAGCAACCGUCUCAUGCUCUUGCAAGGGCGGCGGAAGCGAUGGAAGUUGGAAGUGGCUUAUCAAGGACUUUCUACUCUUCCGCAGCGCGUCGGAGGGCCGCGCCAUAGGAGGCAGCAGCAAGGAUUUUCUCCGAAAGUUCACAGAGCUACCUUCCUCAUCAUCUUCUCCGCCAAAGCUUAAGAAAGCAGGCAGCGGAGAUGUGUCCAGAAGCUCGAGUUUCCGGUCUGUGGAUAGCAGUGGGUCUGUGUCGCGGCGAGGUAGCACGAGGCGUGCGGUGUCGCCGCACGCGAGGCAUUAUACGGCGAACAAAGCGGCGGCGGAUGAGAUGAAGAAGAAGACGGCGCUGCCAUAUCGGCAGAGCUUCUUUAGCUGCCUUCGCUUCUCUCCGGCUCUUCACAGUCUUACCAGCAGGGGUUGAUGAUCGCCAUUUCUCCAACCUUGGACGACCCUGAUCAUGAAAAAAAUUCAAUCAAGAUGAUCCUGAGAGAAAAAAAAAAAGUUAAAACCAAGACGAGGAAAUUUUUGCCGUUAAUUUUGUAUUUGGAUCGAUGCAAAUUUAAAGAGGCACCUGAUCAUAGUCUUAUUUGUUCAAUUUGACUUAUUUGAGAAGAUGAGAAUUUGCAA
Dendrobium catenatum is the source of this 1285-nucleotide messenger RNA. RefSeq lists its product as uncharacterized. Lineage: Eukaryota; Viridiplantae; Streptophyta; Magnoliopsida; Asparagales; Orchidaceae. The record is from RefSeq and is a predicted model, not a curated record. The transcript has a single exon. Bases 186 to 1079 code for a protein of 297 amino acids.